Messenger RNA from Lingula anatina, 4460 nucleotides. RefSeq names its product calpain-5. Gene Ontology annotation, molecular function: calcium-dependent cysteine-type endopeptidase activity. Gene Ontology annotation, cellular component: cytoplasm. NCBI's taxonomy places the organism in Eukaryota, Metazoa, Brachiopoda, Lingulata, Lingulida, Lingulidae. Gene Ontology annotation, biological process: proteolysis. The record is from RefSeq and is a predicted model, not a curated record.
GUCCUGAUGGCAAGUACCAGUUUUUGGCAGGGCGGGGAAAUAGGUCAAGAAGCAACAAGGCACCGAGAUAAACAGAAGCUUGACUCACUAAACUCCACUUCAUCUACUCCUAGGAAAGAGACGGGUUUUCUUUGCUUGAUAAUAGUCAUCAUCCACAGCCAUGGGACUGUUCAGCUCCCCUACACCCUAUCACGGACAGGUAUACAGUGAUCUUCGCAAGCAGGCCCAGACAUCAGGACAUCCGUUCAUAGACACGGAUUUCCCUCCAGAUGACAAGUCCCUGUUCUAUACCAAGGGGAAACUGGCGGGAGUGGAAUGGAAAAGACCCAAGGAUAUUUGUGAAAACCCCAAACUGUUUGUCGAAGGAACAAGUAGUGGGGACGUAUCACAAGGCCAGCUGGGUAACUGUUGGUUUGUGGCAGCUGCAUCUUGUUUGGCCAAUGAGAAGGCAAUUUGGCAGAAGGUCAUCCCAAAUCACAAGGACCAGGAAUGGGACGACCAGCAUCCAGAAAAAUAUGGCGGCAUAUUCCAUUUCCAGUUUUGGCGAUAUGGCGAGUGGAUUGACGUUGUGAUCGAUGAUUUCUUGCCUACAAUUGGGGGCCAGUUGUGCUUUGUGCACUCAACAUCCAAGAAUGAAUUCUGGAGUGCCUUGCUGGAGAAGGCAUACGCAAAGUUAUUUGGUUGCUAUGAAGCACUAGAUGGAGGUAGUUUGGAAGAAGCUCUCACAGAUUUUACAGGUGGUAUCGCAGAAGAUAUUAACAUCAAGGAGGGCCAAUACGCCACAGACACAGUCAAGCAGAUGGAAUUAUGGGAUAUGGCAUACAAGGAGAUCCAGAGGAGAUCGCUUAUGGCAGCUGCAAUACCUGCCCAAUCAGCAGAUGAGAUGGAGGCAAAAACAGACACAGGUCUGGUGAAAGGCCACGCCUACGGAAUUACCGCUGUGAAGAAAGUGCCACUAGAGGGCACUGGGCUCUUCAACUUCUUCAAGAAGGACAAAAUUAAGAUGGUGCGACUGAGGAACCCGUGGGGAGGAGUUGAAUGGACGGGGGCUUUUAGUGAUGGAUCGCCAGAAUGGGAAAAGAUUGGAAAAGGAGAUCGAGAGAAACUUGGACUGACUUUUGAAGAUGAUGGAGAAUUUUGGAUGACUUUCGAUGACUUCUGCACCUAUUUCACCAAUAUGGCCAUAUGCAGGGUGGUGAAUACAUCGUUCUUCAGCCUUCACAAAGCGUGGUGGGAGGCAAAGUUUCACGGUGCCUGGAAAAACCCCAUGAGAGCUGGUGGCUGUUUGAACAACAAAGACACAUUUUUGAGGAAUCCUCAGUACGUCUUCAAGAUAACAGAUGAAGAAGAUGAGGUGAUGAUCUCUCUGAUGCAGAAGAGUGGGCGUGGAGACGGAGACCCAGAUAAACUGACAGUGGGAUUCUCAAUAAUGAAGGUUGAAGAAAAUCGGCGUUACAGAGUCCACAGACCACAAGAGAUUGUCAAGUCCUCAGCCUUCAGAAAUAGCCGUUCAAUUUUCCUCCGCCAUACUCUGAAGAAAGGGCGCUAUGUGCUCUUACCGUGUACUUUUGAACCUGGAAAAGAGGGACAGUUUUUGCUGCGGAUGUAUACCAGUUCUGAUAAUGAUGCAAGUGGUUUGGUCCAUGAUCACCCUGUUCCUGGAUUUUAUACGCCAUGUUUUAUGUGGACACCACCUCAGAUAGUAACUAGAACAGUUGUGAAACAAGCAAAUGGCCUUGAAAAUUUGGAUAGAUCCACAGGUGGAGGCGCAGACCCGUACUGUAUCAUAAGCUGUGAGGGAGAGAAGGUGACCACUCCCGUUCAAAAGGACACUCUCAACCCAGGCUGGGACACGGCGGCCAUCUUUUACAGGAAGAAACCGUUAACUAAACCAGUCAAAGUUCAGAUUUGGAAUAGCAACAAUAUCAGGGACGAGUUCAUGGGACAAGCCAUCUUUGUUGCCACUGAGCCAUGUGAGAGUAAAAUACUAGAGGUGGACCUUUACGGAAGAAAAAACGAAAAAGCAACCAAAAAACCAGGGAAGCUGAUCGUUGAAAUGACAAUAUGCAAGGAAGUGGAUGCUCUGUAAAAGAAAGAGUAAAAAAGAAGAAUGCAACUGAAAUACUGUAGAUGUGCAAAAUUUGGUUAAUUGCCCAGUCCUGAAAAUUUACUCAAACUAUCACCAGUCGGUAGAUUUGUGGACAGACUUAGGCAAAAUGAUCAACUUAUUUCAAGAUGUGGGAUUCUCCUCAAUAUUUAAAAUGCAGCUGAAUUUCUUUCUACGUGAACAAAAUUUUAUUAAUUACCCAGACCUGAAAAGUUACUCAUACAAUCACCAGUUGCUAAAUUUAUGGACAAACUUAUGCAAAAUUGUCAACUUGUUUCAAGAUUUGGGGUUCCCUUCAAUAUUUAAAAUGUAGCUGAAUUUCUUUCUAUGUGAAAAAAAUUUCAUUAAUUACCCAGUCUUGCUAGGUUACUCAUACAAUCACCAGUCGGUAAUUUUAUGGACAAACUUAUGCAAAAUGAUCUACUUGUUUGAGGAUCGGGGAUUCCUCUCAAUAUUUACAGCAGAAAACAAUUUUGAUCAGAAGGUACAUUCCCUUCCAUGGGACCCUUGUAAGAUAGUGGCAAGAAGCUUGCAGCAGAGUGAUAGGGGGUUUUAUUUGUUCAUAAAAAAGCUUGGUCUCCAAUUUUAUACCCAAAAUAAAUCAAAAGUAGUUCAAAAAUAUGAAACAGGGUGUCCCGUGUAAUAACAAGCAAGACAUGCUGUUUCUGUGAAAUACUUGUACAGUAACUAAUUUUUAAGGGGACAACUAUGUAGUCUCCAAAUGAAUUAGACCAUUUUUAUUAAUUUUAUCUAUAGGCAAAUAGGUCAUAUUAGACAAAUUUGUUGGGCUGAAGUUUUUUUGUGAACAUGAGUGUUCAGUGUUGAAAAGUGCGACUUCAACAGCAAUUAUUUUCUAACAAUAUAUCUCUUUCCAAUUUCAUUUAUUUUCUGUAAACAAAACGUUGCUAUGAAUAUGUUAAUUAUGCUUUGCUUCUCGCUAAUGUUUGUUUAAUUUCAAAGAAAAUGGACACUUUGAGGGUAACAUGUUCUUUUAAAAGGUAUGAGCAUUCUCAAUAUAGAAUUUUCCUUGUGCAUUUUCUUAGGUUGUUUAGUUUGCAGAAAAAAGGGCAUUUUUUGUUUGUUUUUCUGUCUUGUAUAAAAUUCUAUAAAGUUUUUGAUCUUGUAGCAAAUAGGUCACAUUAGAGACUAACUUAGAUAAUGGUAGAAUUUUUUUGGCUAUGGUGAUGCUUGUUGCUGAGAUAUCUUGCCACAAAGCUAACAGCUUUUUAGUCAUAAAAUGGUCUGGGAGAAUCAAGACUUGCCUUUGCUGCAUGGAUGCAUAACCAAAUAUAUUACCUAGCAAGGGUUUCUCACCAUCCAGCCGUCAUUUGAACAGCCGCCAGUAUCACCAGUUGGCCUAUAUUUUCAAAGAGGGCUGGACAGCUUAUGGAAUUUUGGAAAUUCAACGGCUUUAGGCAUACUUGGACUCCCUUAUAUUUUGUAGGAAAUUACAGGUGGUAAUUUUGGAUGGCCUGUACCCCCAAUCCUGGGAAAAGCCAUUUCCACUGAAAAGGAUGCUUGUAAUAGCAGUGAUAUUUAUUUAUUUAGAUUUUGCCAUUUUGUGCCAAGUGUAGGGUUCAAGUGAUAAACAUUGACUGAAGAGAGGAGCUAGUAAACAAAUUAUUUUAGAGAGAAUACAGGAGCACACAUCAGCAUAUCAUAACUGUGUUUGCAUUUGCUAGCAGAUUUUGAAGAUAUUUUUACUGGUACAUUAUACAUUUAUAUGUUUUCAGGCUUUGCAUUAUAUAUAUAUUAUCUGUGAGGACAACACUGACCUUUAUUAUCCAGAGGAAGGAAAAUGUGUGUAAAAAGUCCAGUUGCAAUUUUAUACUUUUGUAGGUUUUGUCAGCAAAAAAGAUUCUGGUCAAAGUGUUUUAUGUAAUGAUGUUAAAGAAAGUGUUUCAACAAUCAUGGUAUACUAAACAAAUUUCCAAUUUCAUUAGAACAAAAUUUUAUCAUUUAAUUAAAAUUUCUUUAAUGGUUUGUGUAGCUGCAUGAACUUUAUAUAUAACUUGCAUCUGGAAUCUCGAGGAGUCCUUAUUAAGGCAUUAAAUUCUGGGUCAAUUUACUUCACGUAUUUGAAAUUUUUACAUAAAUAGAUGCAUUAUGAUUUAUUAUUUCUGAAAGUGUGGCAUAUUUUUGUAUUGACACAUUUUUUUACAUCCCCACAAUUAAAUAAGGGCAGGUUUAGUGCUUACUGCUUUCCUUGUUUGAAAUGAUUACAAUAGAUAAACAGUCACUGUAACUUUUUCAGAGUGCUAUUUUUAUAGAUGUGAAUCUUUUGCUUGCAAAUUUUCUUACAAAGUGAGUUAUGGUAAAAAUUGGAAUAAAACGCGUCUCAAAAUGCUGUUUA